Messenger RNA from Oldenlandia corymbosa var. corymbosa, 1357 nucleotides. The record is from the annotation of a GenBank genome assembly. Lineage: Eukaryota; Viridiplantae; Streptophyta; Magnoliopsida; Gentianales; Rubiaceae.
CGUAAAUUAGAUCGCUUUCUUUCAAAAUCAUGGUGGUCAAAUUGAUGGCCGUUCUAUCAUUUCAAACUGCACUUUUCUUGAUCAUAGGCCAUGUAGUUUUGGGGAACCAGCUGGAAGCUGCAUCCGAUGCAGUAAUAAAAAGCAUCCAGAGUGAAGAUGGAGAUGUAAUUGAUUGCGUUGACAUCUACAAGCAACCAGCUCUUAAUCAUCCUGCACUAAGGAAUCACAAAAUCCAGAUGGAGCCCAGCUACGUUCCACCACCAACUAUAGAUCAAACUACCAGAAAGAUAAACAGAGCGAAAGGCAAGGAGAAUAAAGAAUCCAAAUGGAUAAAACAGAUAUGGCAUAAGAAUGGAAGCUGCCCUCAAGGUACUGUUCCUAUACGAAGGAAAACGCAAACAAAGGAUAAAGCAUUACCGAUCGUAUCAAGAACAAACAAAAGCUCUUUCAAUCUUAGCAAACAUGAGUUGAGCCAAAGCAACAAGGGACUGCUCCGCCCAAACCACGCGAUGUCAUUCUUGGGCGCGAAGGGGGAAUAUUUAGGAGCACGAGGAGACAUUGCCGUCUAUAACCCUUCCGUAGAAAGGUUCGAUGAGUACACUCUCUCAGACAUUUCUGUUGAAAAUGGCGAUGACCACAAUUUUGAAGCAGUUAGAUCGGGAUGGAUGGUGAAUCCAACGUUUUAUGGAGAUAAGCAGACAAGACUUUUCACCUACUGGACUGCUGAUGGGUCGCAAAAUACAGGAUGCUUCGAUUACGUUUGUCCAGGUUUUGUGCAAGUCAAUAAUGAUAUCGCACUUGGAGCUGCAAUCGAACAAAUAUCUAAACCUUCUUAUAAUGAGCCUGCUCAAGUUAUGAAAGUUCUUCUUUAUAAGGAUUUAGCUACGGACCAUUGGUGGGUGAGCGUAGACGACAAGAAUAUAGGGUACUGGCCGAAGGAACUCUUCAGAAAAUUAUCUUAUGAGGUUGAAAGGGUUCAAUGGGGGGGAGAUGUGUAUAGCACCAGGCUGGAAACUCAGCCCCACACAGCCACCGCGAUGGGAAGCGGGGCAUACUCUUCUCCGACCGACUGGUUAACGGGUUCGAUCCGGAGGAUUAAGGUUCUGCUAAAUACUACGGUGUGGGCAUUUCCAAAUUAUGCCUAUACUUAUGCCGAUCAGGUUAAAUGUUACGAUUUUUAUAUUCAACUCGCUGCUGAUGACCCGAUUUUCUAUUAUGGAGGACCCGGCAGCGGCGGCCAAGCUUCUAAGUGUCAAUAAUUUGGGUGGACUAUUUUAUCAUUUGUUAUUUGAUUUGUACUUUUUUUUAAUAGUGAAUCAUGUGAUCUAUUGAAAAAAUAUACAAUUUCUAUAUUAGG